UUGGGCUGGCUUUAGACCCCAGUUGAGGGUCCAAAGCAGUCAUGUGUACAACUUUGUCCUCCCACAACACAGAUGCAGAUAGAGGAGAGGAGCUGAGAUCUAGGAACCAAACAAAAAAUAUCUAGAGGGUAACAACUGAUCGGAGUCAGUGGAUUUAACUCAAUAUAAGGGGACUGCUCGCUUCUGCCUCUGUCUGUCACGUGCACUUGUUGUACUUGCAGAGGAAAUAAGACUGAGAGUGGGAAUCCAGCAGCCAAUCGGCUGUUCAGCUCCGGACUAUGAAGCUUAGUGUGGCGUUGUUUUUCGCCGGGCUCUUUGGGGCUUUGGCCGCUGUGUUCAUCUUGCUUUCUUUUGGAACAGAUUACUGGCUGCUGGCAUCUGAGAGUUGCCAACCAAACCCUGACGAAACCGUCACCCUGGACACAGCGAACACAGAGCAUGGAGAUGUGGUGGUGCAGGAGAAUGGUAGCGUCGUCACUUUGUACCACGAGGGUUUCUUCUGGAGAUGCUACUUUGGAGGCAACAUAGGGGAUGAAAACCUGCUGUGGAAGCUCUGGUUCACAAAUCAGCCCAACUCCAAAAUAUGUAUGCCUGCCUAUCUCUUCCCAUUUCCCGUGUCUCAUCAGACUCACAACACCACAGAGUAUAACUCUGCCAUAAUCUACAGAGGCUUCUGGAGCGUUUUUAUGCUUAUUGGUGUGGUAGCGGUUGCUCUUGGCGGGUUCAUCAUCAUCUGUGCUGCUCCGUUUGCCAGCCACCGUCUGUAUAAAGCUGGGGGCGGCCUCUUCUUGGCAUCAGGGUUUUUCCUGCUGUGCGUGGUGGUGAUGUACGUGCUGUGGCUUCAGGUGUUGGAUGUGGUGGAGCUCUACAUCGACCACCAGCGCUCUGCACUGUGUCCAGACUUCCACCUGUCCCUCAGCUAUGGUCUGUCCUUCAUGUUUGCCCCCGUCGGCAUUUUUUUCUGCCUGCUGUCUGGCCUUCUUUUCCUCCUUAUAGGUCGAACUGUCCAGAUUCACUACCACUGAAUUAAAGGUUUUUGUUUAGCUUUUUCCCAGCCAUAUUCAGUUGUUUUCUGCAGUGCGUUUCUUGUGUAAAAACUGGACUCUGUCGUAUCAGCUCGGCAGCUCUGGGGAUUAAACAAUUUUUAAAAGCUCCAGGAAAAGUUUUCAUAAGAUGUGGAGCUCGGAAACGCUCAGAGCCGCUUUCACUUGAGCUACGUUGAGCUCAGUUGUCGAUACCUCCAUCUUUUUUUUUCUAACCGCAUCUGUUAGGGUUUUGGUUCAAACGUUUUAAAUGGGGAGGUAAAAUGUUUAUUCUAACUGUGGAAAAUAGGCAGUGGGACUGAACUGUCAUUAAAGGAAUAUUAUAUAGCAGCAUUGAUAAUCAGUCUCCUCCUCAUUGCAUGUUUUUUAUAUUUUUCUGCUCCAUUUCACCACAGCAUGUUUAAAGGGGUCAUCCCCAGCCUUCUGAAAUAUGAUAAAGAGCUUAGUUGUUUAUUAGAGCAAUUUGACAGAGAAAACAAUGAGUUUUUGGUUAAAAGCCUUCUAGUUAAUAUUUUUACAUAUACACAUGGUAACUUAUUACUUUAUAUUCUGUAAGCGGUAGAGGGAGUUAGUACUUUUACAAACUGCCCCUGGUCAGCUAAUUAUAUUCUGUUUGUUUGAUGUAUACAAAUGAUAUGGGGAAAAUGAACAAGUAGUUUUAGUUACAACAAUAGUUAAUUUGUCUCAAAAUAUUCCAACCUUUCCAGCUGAUUUGUACUGAUAAUGUAUGUAAAAUUGCAUUUUUCUUCAAGUGUGAGAGCUUAUUUGAGUUUGAUAUUCUAAUGUAUAAUUGAUCUGUUGAUUAAAAAACAAAUCUGCUUAUAGUAAAUAAAGAAUAGGCCAGUUGUGGCUUGGCCCAUUAAGCGAAUGAUACAGAAUUGUUAGAGAACUUUUUUUUAUCUAUUAUGAAAGGAAUAAUUAGCUUCAGAUGUCUGCUUUUUUUUGGGUCAUAAAUAAAAAUGUUGGAUAAAUCAUUUGUGAAUGAAAUAUGGUCAUUUUUUGUGAUGAAAUCCUCAUGAAUGUGUGUCUAAUGGCCAUAUUGUUCCAACACAACCAGAUUACUGGUUCAGGACAGACCACCAUGUGUCUGAACAGAGCAAGAUGUUAUGUUGAUGAUAUUUGCUUUUAAAAUCAGUCUAGUAUCUCUCAGAGUGUGUCAUGUGUGUCUUUUGACUGUGAUGUUACAUUGUUUUAAUCAAAUAAAUAUCUUUUCUCUGAUCUGCUUGGCAUUAAAAUAAAAGGCUCUGAUGCUGAGUGAGG
This is a messenger RNA of Menidia menidia (Atlantic silverside), 2303 nucleotides long. The record is from the annotation of a GenBank genome assembly. Lineage: Eukaryota; Metazoa; Chordata; Actinopteri; Atheriniformes; Atherinopsidae.